AUGACUCUUGAAUCCACUCCAAUCCACCGUGUGUGUACUCCCUCGCCACACCCCAAGCCAGACUGUACUCCCUCGCCACACCCACAGGCCACACUAUACCCCAAGCCACGCCCACAGGCCACACUAUACCCCAAGCCACGCCUCCAGACUUGCCCUGGGAUGGACACACAAAUCACCGACAGGGCACCACAAAUCACCGACAGGACACCACAAAUCACCGACAGGACACCACAAAUCACCGACAGGACACCACAAAUCACCGACAGGAUACCACAAAUCACCGACAGGAUACCACAAAUCACCGACAGGACACCACAAACACAAAAACGUUAUUACAACAUUCUUCCAGGAUUCCUAAAGGGUCUGGAAUGGGUGCCAGGAAUGCCAGAGUUGUGCCAGACAGGUAACUUUCCUUUGAGGUUCCAGGUAGUGUACAGAUACCAAAGCCCAAAAUCUUCUCCAAAGUCUGCACAAACCCUGAAAUCUUCUCCAAAGUUCACAAACCCUGAAUUUCCAAAGUUCCACCAAACCCUGAAAUCUUCUCCAAAAGUCUGCACCAACCCUGAAAUCUUUCACAAACUGAAUUCUCCAAAGUCUCCACCAAACCCUGAAAUCUUCUCCAAAAGUCUCCACCAAACCAUGAAAUCUUCUCCAAAAGUUCCACCAAACCCUGAAAUCUUCUCCAAAAGUCUCCACCAAACCCUGAAAUCUUCUCCAAAGUUCCACCAAACCCCUGAAAUCUUCCAGUCUCCAUCAAACCCUGAAAUCUUUCUCCAAAGUUCCACCAAACCCUGA
Molecule: messenger RNA, 795 nt
Organism: Homarus americanus (American lobster)
Lineage: Eukaryota; Metazoa; Arthropoda; Malacostraca; Decapoda; Nephropidae
Product: extensin-like
Exons: 3
Coding region: 1-795 (264 amino acids)
Source: RefSeq, a predicted model, not a curated record